AUGGACAAAGAAAAUGGUAAAGGCAACAGUAAAGGUAACUCCGGCUCAAACAAAUUGUCCAAUUCUCAAGACCCCGACUCCAUACUUGAUGCUGCCAGUCUGUUCGGGGCCUAUUGGCCCCGCGGCGACGCCGCCGCCAACAUGUUCGCCGGCUUCGGCCUGCCCGCCCACCAGUCGAUGCAGUUCGGCAUGCUGCCGCCCGGAGGGGGAGGAGGCGGUUCGGGUGGCGCGGGGCGGCAGGCGCAGGGGCAGCAGCAGGGCAUGCCGCCCGCCUAUCCGGCCGCCACCAGCGCCUCGGCGGCGGCGGCGGCUGCUGCUGCCGCCGCUUACAGCAACGCCUACAACAACACGCUGUCGGUGGCGGCUAGUCAGGCGGCCAGUCUCGGGAUACCUGCUGCAAGGAAGGCGGGAGACGAGAGGGAAGAUCAUGAUGGUAGGUUUGAUGUUUUUUUUCUUUUUGGUCCCACUUCGAUCUCUGUCGAUUCUGCCUGUUUCGUCCCCUGA
Molecule: messenger RNA, 504 nt
Organism: Phaedon cochleariae (mustard beetle)
Lineage: Eukaryota; Metazoa; Arthropoda; Insecta; Coleoptera; Chrysomelidae
Source: the annotation of a GenBank genome assembly